UUCAAAGGGUGGAGAGGGUCUGAGGAAAGUAUCAAUUUAUGCAGUUUCCAAAAAUACUGAAGAGUGUAAAUUGUGUAGUAGUUUAGCUGGUAUGGCAAGGGCUGCCAGGUUCUGCAUUCCUCUUAUCGCCCAUGUUAUGUUCACUCCAAGGUCUGUAAUUGCACUUCCAUUACGAAUGCCUGUCACAAACCCUUUCUACAAGAUGGCAAUGAUCGAAGCAUUUUUAGCCUCGUAUAUCAACUAUUUCGUGACAUUUUCAAAUGUUGGCUCCACAAUUUCAGAAGUAAUACUGUAAUUGUACAAGCUGUAAUGUCUCUCUCACCCGCGUAUACUUCAGGGCUGGCAGCCCUGUAAAAAAUAAAAAAAGAAGAGACACUUCGACAGCAAGUUUCCCUUUUUGACAUGUGUUGAAAGGUUAAAAAAAAAUCUAGAUAAAUAAAUUAUUCGAAAGUUCUUUUAUCUGCAGUUUUAUCAAAUCGGGCUUCCUGUGUUUUUCUAAUCUUCGUUUCCUAUUGGUUAGAUUCAAACUGAUGGUACGAUCUGAUUGGUCGACUCAAUAACCGUGGUAUUUUCAAAAAUUCACAUGUGAUGAUCGAAAGAUCAGAACGAGUUGUUCGAAGCUGAUUGAAGAUCUUCUGUGUUUUUUACCCGUCUUUUUUAUUUUUUAUUUUUUAUCGCUAAGUUUCAUCGAUGUGUAGGAAAAACUAAAUCUAGACAUGGAUGAGUCUAGUGUUAUUUCCUCGAUCCACAAGGAAAAUAUCGUUCCUAAUUUAUCGCUUCUCUCCGAGACGCUGAAGUCGUCGUUGCCUUCAUCAGUGAAGAGCAAGAGAGGCCAAUGGUAUAGUCCUUGUAAUUCCCCACGACCUAAGCAGCCAAACUCACCCGAUGAUUACCUCCCGAUACUAAAACUAACGCACUUUGAGAAGACUCCAAGAGUGUUGUUCAACAGUGUCAAGCUUGGAUCUUCAAAGACGGAAGAACUAGUGGUUUGGAAUCCAAAUCCAACACCACAAACUCUCCGUGUUGAAAAAUGUCCAAGCAAAAGUGGUUUCUCUGUAGAGUUAUCAGGAUUUCGUGAAAAUGAACUUGGAAGUUCAAUCUUGAUGAUCGAAGCUGAUGAAGAAAUCGUUUUACCAGUCAAAUGGGAGCCUAAAGAACCAGGAAAAUAUCGAGAGAUGAUCAUUUUUAAAUGGAACGAAACGCAUAGACUUCAGACUAUUUUGAUCGGAACUGCAGUAGAUCUAAAAAGCAAAAAGAAAAGGCCAUCUGUGCUUGGGCUGAGCCAGUCUCUAAACACCAUCCAAGUAAAAAAGUCCUUCAAGCGCUCAAAGUUUUCUGUUGUCACUAAAGAUGUAAAACAGAGACAAGAAAAGGCAGUGUGCAACCAUGAAUUUGAUAAAACAUUACCUGAAGUUGAAGAAGAUGUUUUAGAAGGAAGUACUGAUGAAAGGAGAGAGACUUAUGUUGUUAAGAGUGCUCCAACUGUAAGUAAAGCUAGUACUUACGAGGGACCUGAGGUUAAUAUAAGGGCUGGAGAGAAGGAUGUCGAUGUGAAUAAUUCAAAGAGCGACAAAGAAUGCAAGCAAAAUGAACCUCCAGAGAAUGGGGUAAAGAGUCAUCCAUGUGCAAGUGUUCUUACUUCUAAGAAAGAACAUGAGCUUCUACGAACUGAAGAAAAGGAUGUUGAUAUGAACAAAUUAAAGAAUAAAAAAGAAUAUGAGGAAAGAAAAGAACAAAAAGCAGCACGCGCUAAGUGGAAGACUAUUGAUACAGACAAAGGGCAAGUGUUCAAGCAAUUCAUAGAACAAAUCAGCCAGCUGGAUCGUAACAAGUUGGAUAACAAACAAGAACAAAAACCAUCUGUCAAGCCCAAAAUCUCUUCCCCGGCUGCAAAAAGAAAUGUUGAGUUAGUGAAAAAGAAGGCUGAUUAUGUAAUCACGAAAGAAGAUAAAGCUGGAGCAAAACCUGUAGCCUUUUCUGUUGAACCAACCACCAAAAAAGAAAAGCYGAAACCAAAGAAUCACCAGAAAAAAUCAAGUUUACAGACAACUAGUGCAUCUUCACCUCACAAGAAAAUCAGAAAGGUCAAACUAAAAGUCGCAUCUCGUGGUGUUGCACCCACUAAACUGAAACUUGUACGACCUCCGAAGAUUAGCAUACCACGUCACCCAAUGCCGUUUGCUGCAAAGAACAUGUAUUAUGAUGAACGGUGGAUUGACAAACAAGAAGAAGGAUUCACACGAUGGUUGAACUAUAUUCUGACUCCUCCAGAUGACUGCGAAAUAACAUCAAAGAGUAACAACAAGAAAGACCAAAGCACCAUGCUCUUAACAGGAACAAAAUCAAUGGAAUCUUCACAACCUAAAGCACCAAGUAAAGAGGAGCUGUCAAUCAAAGCUUAUACAGCCCGUCGCAAGAUGUCCCGCCUUCGUAGGUUGGCAUGUUUGCUCUACCAAUCAGAGCCAGUGAUUUGUGUCUUGAGAAAGAUUGAAGCAGAAGUAGAAGAGGGUCGAAUGGCAAUCAGACCGGACAAGAAGAUGCAUGCUGACUUGGGCAUCAAGAAUAAUGUAAUUGAGAUAAUUCUUUCUUACAAUCCUUUGUGGCUUAGGAUUGGUCUGGAGACAAUAUUUGGCGAGAUAAUGCCAAUACAAACGAACAGUGACGUCCAAGGAUUGGCCAAAUUUGUGUCUGACCGGUUACUAGGCAACCCAGACAUUGCCAGGACAUAUGCCCAUUCUUCAGUACCGGGGCUCUACCGAGAGGGAUAUGUCGAACAACUCGCCAAAUUUACGCUCAAGAAGUUUUUGUUCCUUGUUCUGUUUCUUGACCGUGCGAAACUCACGAGGCUCAUCGAUCAUGAUCCGUGUCUCUUUGUCAAAAAUGCUGAGUAUAAGUCAAGUCGAAGUCUUUUGCUGACGUUUUCGAGAGAAUAUUUGAAGGGCGAAGGUGACAUCACCAAGCAUCUUAGCUACCUCGGAUUUUCCGUUAAUCACGAACAGCGUCCAAUUGAUGAAUUUAAUUACGCUGUAACCAAUAUUGCCACAGACUUGAGAGAUGGUCUAAGACUCACGCGUGUUGUGGAGCUUUUAACACACAAUUGGCAGCUGACACAGAGUCUUCGAGUUCCCGCCAUAUCCAGGCUACAGAAAAUCCAUAAUGUUGAAGUUUUUAUGAAGGCGCUGAGAGACCGCAAUGUCCCAGUUGGAGAAGGAACAGACAGUGGUAUCAACCCACGUCACAUCGUUGAUGGACACCGAGAGAAGACACUUCAGCUACUUUGGCUCAUCAUUUUCAACUUCCAGGUAAACAUUCUGCUAAAUGAGAAGCAGCUUCAAGAGGAGAUUUCUUUUUUAGACCAGAACCAGGAGCUCCAGAACCGUCUGGACACAAUAACAGUAGAUGGGUCUAAAAUACUUGGGCUGCCUCGAAGCAAACGGGAAUCCCUCGAGAACAACAUCUAUUUCAAGUCACCUCGUCUUAGCCUCCUGUUAAAGUGGUGCAGACAUGUUUGCAAGUUGUUCGGGAUGAAGGUUGAAAACUUCACUGUUUCAUUUUCCGAUGGCCGAGCCUUAUGCUACUUGCUGCACUAUUACCACCCUAACCUACUCCCCCUGGACUCGAUAAAACAAGAGACUACUUUGACUAGAAAUCCGGGGGUACACGACAACAGUGAUAGCGAAGAAGAGGAAGGCAUCAUUACUGACUCUUGGGUCGGCAGCUACAGUCCAGGUUCUGGUAGAAACCCCGAGAUUGAGAAACUUAAGGAAAACGAAAGACAAAACUUCAAACUUCUCGCUGAAACGGUUCAAGCUCUUGGAGGUAUUCCACUGAUGGCCAAAUUUGCAGACAUGUCAAACACGAUUCCUGACGAAAAGGUGGUUAUUACUUACACGUCAUACCUCUGUGCUCGGUUGCUGGAUCUAAGAGAAGAGACAAGAGCUGCUCGUACGAUUCAAGUUGCUUGGAAGAAAUAUCUGCUGAGAAAAGAGUUAAAGAGACGAAUGGUUUUGAGUAAUGUUGUUGUUGUGGCUCAGGCAUGCGCAAGAGGUGCAAUAGUUCGUCGCAGAUUCAUCAACCUCAAGAAAGCAGCCCUCGUUAUCCAGUCAGCUAAUCGAGGAUACUCAACUCGCCAUCAAUUACAACUCCAGCACAAAGCUGCAAGAAUAAUCCAAGCAAAGUUCCGAGCCACUAGAUACAUGUGCCGCGAAAGAGCGGACUAUCUUCGCUAUAGGAAAGCAGUUGUAUCCAUGCAAGCGUGGACACGAGGACAGCAAUGUAGGAAAAUGAUGAAAAAGAUACGAGCUGCUGUUAAGAUACAAUCUAUGUGGAGAUGCCACAAGGACAGGGCGCGGUUUCUUCGAAUACAGAAGGCUAACGUGUUGUGCCAGAAGUUAUCAAAAGGAGCAAGGCAGAGGAAGAACUACUUACGAUUGAGAUGCUCUGCUGUCAUAAUUCAAAGCCAUUUCCGAGCAUUCAAGUCUGGAAAUGAAGAAAGACAAAAGUUCCAGUGCACAAGAAAUGCUGUAAUAACUAUUCAAGCAUUUUACCACGGCUAUCGAGCCAGGGUUCAAGUCAAGAAAACUCGAGCUGCUAUUGCAAUCCAGAAAAAUUUCAGGAUGUCGAAGCAACGUAGUGUCUACCUGAAGCAACGAGACGCGAUUAUAAAGAUCCAGGCUGUGACGAGAAAAUACUUGGCUCAAAAGCGUUACGCUGAACAGAAGACUGCAGCGCAAUUGAUAGAGAAUCGAUACAGAGCUUAUAGGAUUGGUCGUGAACAGAGAGAGAGCUACAAAAGGAUGAGAUGCUGUUGCGUGAAUAUACAAGCAUUGCAGCGAAGGAAUUCAGCAAGGAAGAGAUUUUUGAUGACGAAGAACUCAACCAUUAAGAUUCAAGCUUCAAUAAGAAAGGUUAUUGCUGAGUCACGCUACAGGAAACUUCGACACUCGGCUAUUAUCAUACAGCAACAGUACAGAAACUCUCUGCUGAUGAAACGAGUGCGCUCCGCUUACAUAAGACAAAAGUCUGCCGCCAUAGCUAUCCAAGCAUUCUACAGAAGACACCAAUAUAGGAAGUCUUUCUUGAAGACCAAGACGGCUGCGGUUCUAAUUCAAGCUCGUUUCCGCGGCUACCGUGAGAAAAAGAAGUUCCUCAAGCUAAAGAACUCUACUAUUGUCUUACAGAGAAGAUAUUUGGCUGCCAAGAAAGGGAGACAAGUACGUUUGAUGUACCAUAUCCAAAGAGGAGCAAUGAUAACAAUUCAGGCGGCUGUCAGGGGUUUUCUCGUACGACAGAGCAUUAAACACCAACAUUUUGCAGCGACAACUAUCCAAGCCAUGUACAGAUGUCAUGCGCAGAAAGACCACUACGACAGAAUGAAGAAAGCUUGUCUCGUCUUGCAGACUCGUUACAGAGCUGUAAGGGGUGGUAAAGUAGAGAGGUGUCGCUACCAGAAUAUACGAGCUAGUGUAUUGGUCAUCCAAGCCUAUUUUAGAGGUAUGGAGGUGAGAAAGGACAUUCGCAGGAAGCACGAAGCGGCUGUCAUAGUCCAAGCCUACUUUAGAUGCUAUGUAGAUAAGUCAAGGUACAACAAUCUAAAACAAGCCACCAUAGUCAUUCAGAGGCGUUUCAGGGCAUCACAAGAAGGGAAAGCACAGAGAGAACGUUAUGGGGUGGUACGAUCUAGUGCUAUAGUUAUUCAAUCCGCUUUAAGAGGCUAUAGAGUCAGGAGAAUGAUCUGUAUACAGACUCGUGCUGCGCUGAUCAUCCAGACUGCUUAUCGUGGCUACGCUCAAAGAUCAGCUUACCUAAGCACAAGGAAAGCGUCCAUUGCAAUCCAGUGUUGGUACAGAGCGAUUCAGAUGCGUAGAAUAGAAGAACAGAAAUACAAGACUACAAAAGCUGCUGUUCUUAAUCUGCAAGCAGCAUUCAGAGGAUACCAAGCAAGGAAACUCUACAAGAGACUCAAAGCCGUCGUAUGCCUUCAGUCUGCACUACGUGGUUAUCUUGCUCGACGUGAUGUAAGGCAAAUGAAUCAAGCUGCAGUUGGUAUUCAAGCGUACUACCGAGCAUUCUCUGCACGAAAGAAAUAUCAAGCCAUAAAACAGGCUGUUGUCAAAAUUCAAAUUUAUUACAAGGCUUUCAUGUUAGGACAAGAACAAGCUAACAAGUAUCGCGCAUUGAGAAAUGCGGCUGUCGUUAUCCAGUCCAUUUUCCGGGGACGCCAAGCGAGAAGAAAUGUCAAGCGCAUUAAGUCUGUUGUAAAAAUCCAGUCAGCCUAUCGAGGUUUUCUGGCCAGGAAUAAAUAUAUCUCGACCAGAAAGGCUAUCAUUUGUAUCCAGGCUGCCGCGCGUUGCUUCCUAGCCGUGAGAUAUUACAGAAACCUGAAGCGAGYAACGAUUUUCCUGCAACAAAAGCAUCGGGCUAAUAUGCUUCUCUUGAAGCAGUACAUGUGGUAUCACAUUCAACGCGGGGCUUGUAUUGUUAUACAAUCAGCUGUACGACGACAUUUCGCAAGAACCAAGCUCCUCGCGAUUAAAGCUGCUGCCAUCACAAUACAAAGAAGAUACAGAGCCAUGAAAAUAGGAAGAGAGCAGAAAAUAAAGUACGAAAUGUUGAGGGAUGCAGCACGCACUAUUCAGGCCUUUGCACGGGGAAUGAUAGCAAGAAAGUAUGCAAGAGAAUACCGGGCAGCACGAAAGAUCCAAGCGUCCUACAGAAUGUACGCAUCAAGAAAAUUUUACCUGGAGUAUCGACAUAAAGUUAUCCAAAUACAGAGUCUCGUUCGUAUGGUUCAAGAACGUCGACGUUACAAGGCGCUGAAAGCGGCCGCUCUCACCAUCCAGCUCCGAUAUCGAUCAGUUCUUCUGGGAAGGGCUGUACAGAGAAAUUACAGGGCAUUACAGUCUGCAACGUUGGUAAUCCAGAAGAGUUACAGAGGAUACAAAGCAAGAAAAGAGUUUGAAAGAAUUCGCGCUGCUGUGACGAUUCAAGCGACUUAUAGAAGCUAUGUAUGUUGUAAAGAAUUCUUGAACAUCAGAAGAUCUGUUGUGAUGAUUCAAGCGAAUGUACGUAGGAUGAUAGCAGUUGGACAGUUUGAAGAAAUACGCCAAGCUGUUGUUACUUUGCAGACAAGAUAUAGAGCGCAGAAGUCAAUGAAAGUGGAACGCAGCAAGUACUUGAUAGUAAAGAAUUCUGCUAUCGUGAUCCAAUCCAUGGUACGUUGUCUGCAAGCUAGAAACCACUAUAUCGCUUUAAGGAAAGCGACGAUUUGCCUCCAGAGAAAUUACAGAUUCAAUGUCGCUGCGAAAGAGCAAAGACAGGAAUAUAUAAGAUUAAAGAAUGCCGCGAUAGUCAUGCAGUCUGUGUUCAGGGGAAUCAAGGCAAGACAGCUGGUUGUCGAGAUGCGCGCUGCAAGAACCAUCCAAUCUUACUACAAGAUGUAUGUUGUUCGCAGGAACUUCUUGCUAACCAAGGAAGCAGUUGUCAAGAUUCAAGUGUAUGUGAGGAUGAGAAAAAAUAGUGUUGAAUUCACAAGGCUGAAAUCAGCUGCACUGGCUUGUCAAGCAUUUUUCCGUGCGAACAAACAAUGCAGGGAUCAAAGGGGGCAUUAUACGACCCUUCGAGAGAAAGUAAUUCUUCUGCAGUCUUUACGUAGAGGUAUGGCUGCGCGCAAACGAGUAGAUCAGAUAAAACGAGAAAGACAAGAGGCCAACGAAGCAGCUACGAAAAUACAGCGAUAUUACCGAGGAUAUCUUGAGAUGCGCUACUUUUAUCUUCGCUACCAUUGUACCCGAGGGGCAAUCAUAACGAUACAGUCAGUCUAUCGUGGAUAUGUUGCCAGGAAAUACGCACACAGGGUAAAGGCUGCACUAAAGAUACAGGCAUACUAUCGUGGUCUUGUUGCUAGGAGAUCAUACAAUCUUGCACGUGAGUCCAUCAUCAGUAUUCAAGCGUUGGUGCGGUGUCGUCAGGCACGUGUAAGCUACCUGAGAUUGAAAAAUGCCGUUGUGGUAUGCCAGCAGCGAUACAGAGCAGUGCUUAAGAUGCGCGAAGACCGACAGAACUACCAACAGACCAAGACAGCAAUAACCAAGAUCCAGGCUUAUUGGAGAGGAAAUAUGACGAGGAAAAGAUACCAACAGACAUUAAAAUCCAUUGUAACGAUUCAGUCAGUUGCGAAGAUGUACCUAGCGAGGAUGGAGUACAAGAGAAGAAGAGAGUCAGUGAUGGUUUUGCAGAAGCGAUAUCGUGCGCUAUGCCUUGGACGAGUUGUACGCAGAGAUUACGCUCAUGUUAAAAGCGCUGCACUUACCAUUCAGUCGUUUUACCGGGGAUACCAAGCGAGAAGACAUGUACAAGAAAUACGGUCAGCACAGAUACUCCAAAGGCGAUUCCGUGCGCUUUGUCUAGGCAAAGCACAGCGACAUCAGUACGUUGUUACCAAGAGGUCAGCGGUAGUUAUACAAGCUGCUUAUAGAGGCUACCAGGGAAGAAAGCAGGCGAGAUUACACAGAGCUGCGAGAAUCAUCCAGGCGAAUCUUAGAGGAUACAUUGCUAGGAAUCAAGUGAAACAAUUGAAAGAAGAACAGCGCAGACGGUUGUUAAGAUUCUCUGCCGCGGCAUAUCACCAUCUGUCAGCUGUCAAAAUACAAAGAGCUUUCAAGCAAGCACGAGCUAUAGCGUUAGCCAAGAAGCAGAUGAACUCUGUGCUUUCUAUACAAUGCUGGUGGCGAGCUACAUUACUACGUCGUCGGUUCAUCGCCAUGCGAAGAGCCUGCAUCCUCAUCCAAAGAACAGCGCGUCGUAGGCUUGAACUCAAGAAUCGAUCAGCGACUAGAAUCCAGGCUAUUGCUCGUGUGUGGCUGGCGAGGAGAACUGUUGACAAGAUGAAUACUGCGGCCCUACGCAUACAGGCAUUGUGGCGUGGAUACCAAGUUCGUCGUUGCGUGACCAGCUUGAAGAUCAAGGCAGCGCGCAGGCGCAUUAAAGCAGCAAACAAAGCAGCAACUGAGUCCAUGAAGCUAUGUAAUCGUACAAGAUCAGCACUGGAUUACCUACUGAGAUGUAAAAACUUGACUACGAUAUUUGACAUUCUUGUUAAUUUGGAGGUUGUGACGCGGUUGUCAUACGUGUGCUGUGAACAGCUCGUCAAAGAUAAAGCACUAAAAGUGGUAUUCACUGUUAUAAGAAGCUCUAACCGCAGUUUGCCUUACAUGGAAAUAUUAAAAUAUGCUUUAGCAAUUCUCGUCAACUUAGUCAAGUGCCCCACAACUUAUCGUGCAGUAUACGAAGAGCAAGACUCCAUAACCACUUUACUGGAGCUCAUUACCAUCUACAGAGAGAAGGAGCAGAUCUUCUCCAAAGCUUGUUGUCUGCUUACAAUUUUAGGACGUCGUGAUGAGAACAUUCUUAAAGAAAUGCUGAAUACUCCCAAGAUGACGGAUAAAAUCAAGAGUGCGCACUACCUUAUUACGCGCAAGUCUAAUCUCGAGAAACGAAGAAGCGUUAUCAAGGCCAAGAUGGCACGAAGCACACCUUACAAGAACGUCCCUGCCUCUACUCCCUUCAAGCACACGCCUUUUAAAUCCCACACUCCUUUCAAAGCAAGAAAAAAAUCUGAAUACGCUAUGUGGCAGGAAUAUGUGAACAAAGUGCAAGAUCCCCUUCAGGCUGUGCGAUCGCUCAUGCGGGUACUUGGUGUAGAUCACGAAGAAUCACAUUAACUGAUUAACUGAUCAAUGCAUGUGAAAACAUCAAAAACAAGCGCCUAGCGACUCUAAGGGUUUAUGGAUGUAUAGAUUUAGUUUUUCCCGUUAAAUGUUGUAUAUAUAUUGAAUAGUUAUAUUUUUAAGGCUCAUGUAAAUAACUUUGGACUUCACACGAGCCGAACCUAAUGACACCAAGAAAGACCGCUUUUUUAUCCAUUGCUUCAAUUAGAAUCGGCUCAUGUGAAGUUCGACGUUUGACCUGAGCAGAAGUCGAUUUAACGUUAAUUUUGGAGGUUUGGUUUGCGGUCAUUGCAUGGCCAUUGAUGGCAGCCAUGUUGGAUGUUCCACUCUAUAUGAAUUUUAUCCUAGCAUGUUUUGUGAAAUAUUCAAGGCAGUACAAGAUUGAUUGCCAACCAAACGCACGCUUGAUUCUUAGCUAGAAGAAAACUAAGGAAUCUUUUCCCCUCCACAACGUAAAUAGUUGUAUACUCAAGUGUCAGUUGCUAAUGAUAGUGUAAAUAUCUCGUCAGCAAAUCUUCAAGUGUAAGCGUGAUAUAGAUAGUGUAACUUGUCAUUUAGGGCGUCAAAAUACCAAUAAAUUCGCCCUGAAACACCAA
Messenger RNA from Actinia tenebrosa (Australian red waratah sea anemone), 10324 nucleotides. RefSeq lists its product as uncharacterized. Gene Ontology annotation, cellular component: spindle pole. Gene Ontology annotation, molecular function: calmodulin binding. Gene Ontology annotation, biological process: spindle organization; establishment of meiotic spindle localization; mitotic cell cycle. The record is from RefSeq and is a predicted model, not a curated record. NCBI's taxonomy places the organism in Eukaryota, Metazoa, Cnidaria, Anthozoa, Actiniaria, Actiniidae.